Penicillium odoratum is the source of this 1929-nucleotide messenger RNA. RefSeq names its product fungal specific transcription factor domain-containing protein. Gene Ontology annotation, molecular function: DNA-binding transcription factor activity, RNA polymerase II-specific; zinc ion binding; sequence-specific DNA binding. Gene Ontology annotation, biological process: positive regulation of transcription by RNA polymerase II; DNA-templated transcription. NCBI's taxonomy places the organism in Eukaryota, Fungi, Ascomycota, Eurotiomycetes, Eurotiales, Aspergillaceae. The record is from RefSeq and is a predicted model, not a curated record. The annotation marks the transcript as partial. The transcript has 4 exons.
UAUACGCGGUCCUUAGAAAAUCGUCUCUUUGAGUUAGAGGCACAAGCUGGAACACACGAACAAGUAUCGAAUCCACAUGUUCUAAGACCUGAAUCAAUUGAGAGCUCUACAGUCGCUUCAGGAAGAAGAAAUGAGACCAGGUCUCCCACACUAGAGCCUACUCAGCCAUCGGUCCUUCGUUUUCCUCCAAUGCGAGUAGAUAUUCAAACUCCGAUAACUAUUCAAGCAUCAUCGCCAAUCUUCCUCAAUACACCUGAUAUUCACAAGCAGAGAUACAGGGCUGGCUUUAGGUCAGAAUUCGAAGGCUCAGAAUCAACUGUGAAAGAAACGACGGUGAAAGAAAUACGAUUCUCAGAUCAAGAAGAACGGGAUUUAAUCCAAACCUACAUGGAACGAGUCAACCCUCGCUAUCCCUUCAUCUACGAAGAAAGCUUCCUGGAAUGGUACUCUUCCUGGAAAAAUUUAAAACAAUCUGGGGAUGACUUACCGGUUGGUGAGCAAUGGAAGUCAUUUUUCGUUCAGAUGGCGUUUGCAGUUAGCCUUCUCAUCGCUGCUCAAGUAUCGCCCGAAGAGAGAAACCUAUCCAAUACUUUAUACUCGAUUGCCCUUCUGUCUCUCAGCGCCGUGUUUGAGAGACCAGACCCAGUUCUUCAUGUUCAAGCUUACUUGAUGUGCACGAUACAUGCACUUCACUCUCCUUCUUCUCAAACCGUUCUGACAAUGAUAUCAACUACAAUGCGAUGUUGUGUCAUCUCUCAACUACAUCAUCGACCUGCGGAUGAGCUUCUGAUCCUCGAUGCUUCAACUCUGCUGCAAGUUCAAAUACGCCGCCGAGUCUUCUGGUCCGCCUAUUCAAUAGAUCGGUUAAUUAGUUGGAUCUACCAUGUUCCAUGCAGUGUUGUAGACGAAAACAUUCAAACUCAGCUAAUAGCUCAGCUCUUUGAUAACAUAAGUGACCAUGAAAUCCGAACCUGGGAGGUGCGACAGGCGGUUAUUGAAUCUACCCCUAGACAAACCAGUGUCUCUUCCGCCCUUCACCUGAUCCGUGUGAGAAGAAUACAGUCACGUAUACUUGCAAUCAUGAUGCGCGUCGAUUACAAUCGAGCAUUUGCAACACAUUAUGGCUGGAGGUUACACAUGCUGGAGGAGUUAGGUCAAUGGAGGAAUCAACUACAGCCUCACAGUGACCCUGAAGCUAGAGGUUAUACCAGCCAAGGAUGGGUUGGAAUGGCGUACAAUUAUACAAUCUUACUUUUACACCGACCGACCAAGGACAACGUUCGAGGGCUAGUUGGGGAAAAGUGCCUACAGGCCUGCGCAGAGAUUUUAUCUGUUUUCCGCCAGUAUCAGAAGGACCGCCAGACAGCCCAGCUUUGGCCAGGGCUUCUGAGUCAAUUUGGCAUCGGGAUUACCCUUCUCUAUUGCUUUUGGGCAACGCAUCCGUCCAGUCGAACCGAUAUAUACCGAUCUUCGGAGACACUCGCAGCAAUACAGACAUGUUCUGUCAUUCUUGCUGUGUUUGCAGAACAUUGGAGAGAGGCUGAGCCAUUGCGUGAUGUAUUCGACACACUCUCUGCAUCUAUUCCAUACCAUCCUCUUAUCUCCGCUGAGAGUGCGGAAAAUCGGAUAUCUAAGGAUGCAGCAGAUUCAAUCAUGCGGAAUAUGCCUCAGAUCGUCUCACUUGUCGUGAAUAACGAUAUUUGUAGAAUGAUCAACGAGAUGGUGACCCAGCACUAUCCGUGGAAGUUUUCCAGAUACAAUGAUAAGUUCCUCGUCUGGUCCUCGGAAAUACAUGUUCCUGAAACCUGUUCUCUCUGUCAAGACAUGGCCGGGACCAAAAGUGCUGCUUGGUCAGACGACCUUGACCUUCACGAGCCCAGUGUUCACGAUCACGAGUUUUUAGAUUUUCCCGGCUUGUUUGAAUUUUAA